AUGGACUUGGAGAACAACAACAACACUCAAGUAAGAAAAACACCGGAAAAAUGUGCGAAGAAACGAAAACAUGAAAUUAAAACAGAAGACAAGUCAUGUCAAACCAAAAGACUAAAAUGUGAGGAACUAAACGGGGAUGCCACUCCUCGGCUGCCUCCGCAGAGCCCCAAAAAGCGCUUACAUUUAAAUGGAAAGCCAAAGCACAACAAAGACCGUAGCUUCAUUUAUGGAAACUAUAAGCACUACUAUGGCAAGCGAAUUCUGGACAAGGACUUUCACGACAUUCGCCUCGACGUGCUGGCCACCCAGCCAGAUUUGUUUCGGGGCAAACAGCUCUUGGACAUUGGCUGCAACUCUGGUUACCUUUCAAUUCAAAUUGUGAAGAAUUUCGGAUCCAAGAGUCUCGUGGGAAUCGAUAUAGAUCGCGGUCUAGUCAAUGAUGCUCAAAAAACCAUCAACAACCUGAAGCGAAAGGAAGGCGCCACUGGGCAGGGAUUUCCUCACAAUGUUAAAUUCGUAAAUGGCAACUAUGUCCUGGACGACGACGUCUUGCUGGAAAUCGAGCGUCCGCGGUUCGACGUAAUACUCUGCCUUUCAGUCACCAAGUGGAUCCACCUAAAUUUCUGUGAUUCCGGCCUGAAGCAGGCCUUUCGCCGCAUGUACCUGCAGCUGAGCCCUGGCGGCAAGCUGAUCCUGGAGCCUCAGUCCUUUGACGGCUACAAGAGGCGCAAGAAGCUAUCGGAAAAAAUAAGGGAUAACUACAAUUCCAUUAAAUUCCGGCCUGAGCAGUUCACUGAAUAUCUGCUUAGCCCGGAAGUGGGCUUUAACAAAAUGGAACUCAUGGGAACACCAGAGCACUGCGAAGCAGGAUUUAAGCGACCGAUUCAGAUAUUUACAAAGACUUGACUAAAAUAAAGUGCUCGGAUAUAUUUUAAUAAAUACGAAUCCGAACAAACAGAGCUUUA
Messenger RNA from Drosophila eugracilis, 965 nucleotides. RefSeq names its product probable RNA methyltransferase CG1239. Gene Ontology annotation, biological process: snRNA modification. NCBI's taxonomy places the organism in Eukaryota, Metazoa, Arthropoda, Insecta, Diptera, Drosophilidae. Gene Ontology annotation, molecular function: RNA methyltransferase activity; O-methyltransferase activity; snRNA binding. The record is from RefSeq and is a predicted model, not a curated record.